Molecule: messenger RNA, 1156 nt
Organism: Medicago truncatula (barrel medic)
Lineage: Eukaryota; Viridiplantae; Streptophyta; Magnoliopsida; Fabales; Fabaceae
Product: gamma-glutamyl peptidase 5
Exons: 4
Coding region: 150-944 (264 amino acids)
Cellular component (GO): cytosol
Source: RefSeq, a predicted model, not a curated record
CAAAACUAAGUAUCCAAAAACAAUUCCCUUUCUCUCUCUCAAUCUCUCUGUAACCUUGAACUUUCUCUCUCUAAAAAAACAACAUUUUUAGAGGGAGGAAGCAUCACCGGACAGGAGAAACCCAGAAUCAAAAAUCAAAUCUUUUAAGGAUGGAGAAAAUGGGUGGGAGUGGGAAGAGAUUUGGGGUGUUGUUAUGUGCAGAUGAUUCAGAAUAUGUGAAGAAAAUGUACGGAGGGUAUUUUGGGGUAUUUGUGAGAAUGUUGGAGGAAGAAGGUGAAAGCUGGGAUGUGUAUAAGGUGGCGCGUGGUGAGUUUCCAGAUGAUGAAGAUUUGAAUCUGUAUGAUGGGUUUGUGAUCACUGGUAGUUGUAGUGAUGCACAUGGAAAUGAUACAUGGGUCUCUCAACUUCUCAAUUUGCUUAAGAAAUUGAAUGAUAUGAACAAGAAAAUCCUUGGCAUUUGUUUUGGUCAUCAGAUACUUGGCCGUGCAAUUGGAGGGAAGGUGACUCGUUCUCCAACUGGCUGGGACAUUGGUGUCCGAAACAUAACGUUAUCACCCUCUUUGCCAUCUCCUUUGUCUUCUCUUGAACUUCCAACGAAGCUUUCCAUUAUUCAAUGCCAUAGGGAUGAGUUAAGAGAGCUACCUGCCAAGGCUGAAGUGAUUGCUAAAUCAGAUAAGACUGGAAUUGAGAUGUUUAGAUAUGGAGAUCACAUUAUGGGAAUUCAAGGUCAUCCUGAGUACUCUAAAGACAUCCUUUUGAACAUUAUUGACCGUCUUAUUCAGCGAAAUUUCAUCACGGAAAAUUUUGCUAUGAGAUUGAAGGAGAAGGCUGGUAUGUGGGAGCCAGAUAAGGAGGCAUGGAAGAGACUAUGCAUCAGCUUCCUCAAGGGUCGUUAUUGUGAAAGAAAUGGAAUAGAAAAUAUGAACAUUGGUGGUAUAUUCUAAAGUAGUAAUCGUAUGGAAGAAGUUAAUAGGAAACUAAGGGUCCCCCCGCUAAUUAAGGUGUGGCACAUGCACCAGCUAUCUAACUAACUAGAUGCAUGUGUUAUUAAUAUUAGUGAUAGAAUUAUGUGGAAUCUCUGUACCUGAUGUGAAAUGUGAAAUUGUAAAUAUUAAAUUUAAAGUAAUAAAAAGCUUUCAGUUUUCUUCCUUUUGAA